UGAAAGUCCUUUGAACGAUUUCUAAAAGCAUGAAGUUUCUAUUGAUUAUUAGUUUAAUAACAAUAUUGGUAAGUUCCGGAAGAGGAUUAACAGAAGACGAACAAUUUGAUGAAUUAAUAAGGGAGAUUGAUAAAGUUGUACUCUUCUUAAAAGCACGGAUCGCAGCCAGCGAGAAUAAUGUGACGGACGUCUUGGAAAAAUAUACCGGGUUGUUAGACCAUCCGACCUCGUCGCAGCCACCCAUUCCCGUUAACCGUGGUUCUACCGCGUCGCAACCCCCAGAACCAGAAGUCCGUAACACCGGGUCAGAGCCAGCAAAAGCCGUGGACCAAGGUUUCACCAGGCCAAAAAAUAGCUAUGAUCUACCAUUUGACGUAAUAAAUCGAUGUUAUAUGUUGUCGAGAACAUUACCUGAUGAAGAGCGAUCGAACUAUUUAAUCACAUUACAGCGCAAAAUUUCUGAAUCUAGACAUCAGUAUACAGAUUUGAACAAACUUAAUCUACGACUGGCUUCAAACAUUCAUUUCAGGAAAUGGAUCUUUAUAACAUUCGGCGUACUAAAUUUCUUUGGGUCAUUGGUUAUAUUUAACCAUUAUUUUAUACAUAUAAUUACAUAAAACUAUUAGACAAUUAUUAUAAAAUAAUUGUCUAAUAGUUUUAUUUUAUUACAUAUAUAUAUAUACAAUAAUGGUAACAAAUAACCAAUGACCCAAAGAAAUUUAGUACGCCGAUUGUUAUAAACAGUGGCGGCUCGUGGGUGCUGAUAAUGGGGGUACGACUUUAAAAUAUAAAAUACCACUAAUCAUAGGUUUAACAAAUUAUCAAAUUAAAUAUAAUAAAAUGAA
Messenger RNA from Myzus persicae (green peach aphid), 845 nucleotides. RefSeq lists its product as uncharacterized. Lineage: Eukaryota; Metazoa; Arthropoda; Insecta; Hemiptera; Aphididae. The record is from RefSeq and is a predicted model, not a curated record. Bases 30 to 617 code for a protein of 195 amino acids. The transcript is spliced from 3 exons.